This is a messenger RNA of Arctia plantaginis, 366 nucleotides long. NCBI's taxonomy places the organism in Eukaryota, Metazoa, Arthropoda, Insecta, Lepidoptera, Erebidae. The record is from the annotation of a GenBank genome assembly.
AUGCAACGUAUUGCACGAGCAAAAUAUAUUGUUGGCCGACCAACUCAUAGUCCUCGAUAUAAUAAAAGGUAUAGCCACUAUAAAAAACUUAAAAGAGAUGAUACGGCAGAAAAAGACGAUUCCAAAAACAAAGAUGACAAGCAAACGAACAGCAAGCAAACAGAGAAAGACAAAAGUGAAGAUCAAGAAGAAAGCGUUACUAUACCUACAUCGAGCACUGUAAUGACUAACAGUCUUCAAUCCAGUGCAAUAUGUCCUGACCUAGCAAGGUGCAAAACUUUCAAUUUUCGCGCAAGAGAUAAAGCACAAAACUCAGAAGAGAAUAUGGCAAUUCCAAAAAGAAAAUUCUUGCUACUCUUAAAUUAA